Penicillium expansum is the source of this 684-nucleotide messenger RNA. Its product is annotated as class I SAM-dependent methyltransferase. Gene Ontology annotation, molecular function: methyltransferase activity. Bases 1 to 684 code for a protein of 227 amino acids. The record is from RefSeq and is a predicted model, not a curated record. NCBI's taxonomy places the organism in Eukaryota, Fungi, Ascomycota, Eurotiomycetes, Eurotiales, Aspergillaceae. The transcript has a single exon.
AUGUCCGAAGCUAUCAAUAACCAUCGAAUCAAGGACGACAUAAAGCAAGCCUAUGAUGAGAUUGCCGAAGUUUACCUAAACUGGACAAAACCUUCUCAUGAAAUACGCCUUUCCUAUCUCGAUCUCAUGCUUCGGUCCCUUGAUUCUGCAAAAGAAAACCGCCAAAUCAGCAUCCUUGAGCUAGGAUGCGGGGCCGGGGUACCGUGUACUGAACUGUUGGCAUCGCGUGAACACAUCAGCGUCACUGCGAAUGACAUAUCCGAGACCCAAAUCGCCAUGGCAAAAAAGCGGCUUCCUCAGUCCGUGAACCUGAUACAAGGGGACAUGAUGGAGUUGGAAUUCAACCGGGAGAAUUUCAAUGCUGUGAUGGCCAUGUAUUCUAUUUUUCAUCUGCCACGCGACGAACAAACUACAAUUCUUCGGCGCAUUUUUGAUUGGUUGAAACCUGGGGGGCAGCUUCUCGCGAAUUUCCCCGAGACUGGAUUUACGAGCUCUUCUGAUAAAUCUUGGCUAGGCGGCACAAAAGGGGCAAUGCAUUGGAGUGGUUGGGGUAGAGAUGAAAUGAGAAGACUUCUCACAGAGAUUGGCUUUGAGAUCCAGAUUGAUGAGGUUGUCGUGGAUUGUGAAGAGAAAAAUGGAGCUUCGCUGAGCGUCCCGUUUCACUGGAUCUUAGCCAAAAAAUGA